AUGAGCACUUAUAAAAAGAAUUAAUAUCAAAGAUAAGUCAUUUGUAAUUAAGCGAAAGAACUCGAUAAAAAAACAAUAUCAGCUGAUGAUGACAAUUCUAAAUUAUAUAGCGCUGCUUUAGAUUCAAGACUCUUAGAAGUUAUCAGUAAGCUACCUAAACAUUUAAAAAAUAAAAGUUAGACAGUUUAAUUCAAAAAACAAAUUAUUAGUUGA
Molecule: messenger RNA, 213 nt
Organism: Paramecium tetraurelia
Lineage: Eukaryota; Ciliophora; Oligohymenophorea; Peniculida; Parameciidae
Exons: 1
Source: RefSeq, a predicted model, not a curated record